Labeo rohita (rohu) is the source of this 4365-nucleotide messenger RNA. Its product is annotated as NACHT, LRR and PYD domains-containing protein 12-like. Lineage: Eukaryota; Metazoa; Chordata; Actinopteri; Cypriniformes; Cyprinidae. The record is from RefSeq and is a predicted model, not a curated record. Gene Ontology annotation, molecular function: protein binding.
AUGUGUACGAGCACGUGACGUAAUCAUCCUCAAUAAAAAAGUGAAAGUAAAAGUUCAGAAUUUGUUUCGCCAUUUAACCCGUCAGAAUCGAUUCUUUUCAUUACGGAGUAUCAAAGUGUGUUAUUAGGAACCAUUUCAUCCAACAUAAACCAUGAAUUUACGUUUAGCUACUUGACAGAAAAGGUGGAGAAUUCAUUUGAAUCUGUAUGUUGAUCAAGACUCAGUCGUGGAGAUCAGAUUCUGUUUCAGCUGUUUAGAGUUAUCAUGGACGACAAAGAAACAUCCAGAUAUAACGAUUUUUCUCCAGGUUGCAGUUCAGUUCAGCAGAAGAGAUCAGAACCAGAGCCCAGCUGUGUGUCUGUGAGGAGUGAUGAGUCUAUGGAUCAUCCACAAAAUUUUAGUUUGUUUCAUCAACAGAGAUCAGAACCAGAGCCCAGAUGUGUGUCCAUGAUGAGUGCUGAGUCUAUGGAUCAUCUACUAAAUUUUAGUUCAGUUCAGCAGAAGAGAUCAGAACCAGAGCCCAGCUGUGUGUCUGUGAGGAGUGAUGAGUCUAUGGAUCAUCCACAAAAUUUUAGUUUGUUUCAUCAACAGAGAUCAGAACCAGAGCCCAGAUGUGUGUCCAUGAUGAGUGCUGAGUCUAUGGAUCAUCUACUAAAUUUUAGUUCAGUUCAGCAGAAGAGAUCAGAACCAGAGCCCAGCUGUGUGUCUGUGAGGAGUGAUGAGUCUAUGGAUCAUCCACAAAAUUUUAGUUUGUUUCAUCAACAGAAAUCAGAACCAGAGCCCAGAUGUGUGUCCAUGAUGAGUGCUGAGUCUAUGGAUCAUCUACUAAAUUUUAGACAAGAAAUUUUAAACAUGUUUAGGUCAAAUCUAAUGAAGAAGUUUGAGUGUCUGUAUGAGGGAACAGCCAAGCAGGGAAACCCAACACUCCUGAAUGAGAUCUACACAGAGCUCUACAUCACAGAGAGUGAGAGUGGAGAGAUCAGUAAUGAGCAUGAGGUGAGACAGAUUGAAACACAAUCCAGGAGAGCAGCAACAGAGGACACACCGAUCAAAUGCAGUGACAUCUUUAGACCUUUAUCUGAACAAGACAAACCCAUCAGAACUGUGCUGACAAAGGGAGUCGCUGGCAUUGGAAAAACAGUCUCUGUGCAGAAGUUCAUCCUGGACUGGACUGAAGGGAAAGAGAAUCAGGACAUCCAGCUCAUAUUUCCACUUCCUUUCAGAGAGCUCAAUCUGAUGAAGGACAAAACACUCAGUCUUUCAGAUCUUCUUCAUGUCUUUUUCCCUGAAACAAAAGAAAUGAAAAUAUCCAGUGAUGAAUAUAAAGUGUUGUUCAUCUUUGAUGGUCUGGAUGAGUGUCGUCUCUCUCUGGAUUUUCAGAGCGAUGUGAGGUUGUGUGAUGUAAGUGAAUCAGCAUCAGUGGACGUGCUGCUGAUGAACCUCAUUGUGGGGAAUCUGCUUCCCUUUGCUCUCAUCUGGAUCACCUCCAGACCAGCAGCAGCUGAUCUCAUCCCCUCUGAGUGUGUCCAUCGAGUGACAGCGGUACGAGGAUUCAAUAAUCCACAGAAGGAGGAAUACUUCAGGAAGAGAAUCAGUGAUCAGAGUCUGACUGAUAGAAUCAUCUCACACCUGAAGUCAUCAAGGAGCCUCUACAUCAUGUGCCACACCCCAGUGUUCUGCUGGAUCUCAGCCACUGUUCUAGAGAAGAUGUUGAGUCAAGCAGAGAGUGGAGAGAUUCCCAAGACUCUCACCCAAAUGUACACACACUUCCUGAUCCUUCAGACCAAGAUCAAACAUGAGAAGGACUAUGAGAAGAACGUGACAGAUGAAGACAUGAUCCUUAAACUGGGGAAACUGGCUUUUCAGCAGCUUGUGAAAGGCAAUGUGAUCUUCUAUGAGGAAGACCUGAGAGAGUGUGGCAUUGAUGUGACAGAAGCAUCAGUGUACUCAGGAUUAUGCACUCAAAUCUUCAGGGAGGAGUUUGGCUUGUAUCAGGGGAAAGUCUUCAGCUUUGUUCAUCUGAGCAUUCAGGAACAUCUAGCAGCUCUAUAUGUGCAUCUCUCCUUCACCAACUACAGCUUGAGGGUUUUCAAACAGAGUUUGUGUUCUCUGACCUUUCAAUGUUUUUCAGAACAUGUUUCAUUGUCUGAGCUGCAUCAGAGAGCUGUGAAUGAGGCUUUACAGAGUAAAAAUGGACAUCUGGACCUUUUCCUGCGGUUUCUUCUGGGUCUGUCAGUGAAGUCUCAUCAGAUUCCUUUUCAAGGACUAAUGAUACAGACAAGAAGAAAUAACAAAGAAAAAACAGUCAAGUACAUCAAGAUGAAGAUCAGGACCAUUGAUUCUACAGAGAAAUCCAUCAAUCUGUUCCACUGUCUGAAUGAACUGGGUGAUCAUUUACUAGUGGAGGAAAUACAACAGUAUCUGACAACUAGAAGAAUAAAGGAAACCAAACUCUCUUCAUCUCAGUGGUCAGCUGUAGUUUUUUUGUUGCUGACAUCAGAGACAAAACAGGAUGUUUUUAUUAUUAAUGAAUUUGUUGGAGGAAACAAUGAAUCUGAACAUAUAAAAGCUUUUCAGAAGCUGCUGCCUGUGAUUAAAGAAUCCAGAUCUGUUCAGAUGUAUGAUUGUGGUUUCACAAAUAAAGGUUGUGCUGCUCUGGCUUCAGCACUGAGAUCAAACCUUUUGCAUCUGAGAGAACUGAAUCUGUCUGAGAAUAAACUGGGAGAUUCUGUAAAUCUGCUUUCUGCUGUCCUUGAGGAUCCUCACUGUAAACUGGAGAAACUGUGGUUUAGGGACAGUGGUAUCACAGAUGAAGGUUGUGCUGCUCUGGCUUCAGCUCUGAGAUCAAACCCCUCACACCUCAAACAACUGGAUCUGUGUGGGAACAAACUAGGAUAUUCAGUAUAUCUGCUUUCUGAUGUAUUAAAGAAUCCUCAAUGUAAACUGGAGAAGCUGUGGUUGUGUAAUUGUGGCAUCACAAGUAAAGGUUGCGCUGCUCUGAGUUCAGCUCUGAGAUCAAACCCCUCACAUCUGAGACAACUGAGUCUGUCUGGGAAUAAAAUAGGAGACUCAGUGAAUCUGCUCUCUACUGUACUGGGGAAUCCUUGCUGUAAAUUGGAGACAUUGGGGUUGAUGAAUUGUGGUGUCACAGAUGAAGGUUGUGCUGCUCUGGCUUCAGCUCUGAGUUCAAACCUUUCACACCUGAGACAACUAAAUCUGUCUGAGAAUAAAUUAGGAAAUUCAGUGAAUCUGCUCUCUGAUGUACUGACAAAUCCUGACUGUAAACUAGAGAAACUGUGGUUGAAGAAGUGUGGUCUCACAGAUGAAGGUUGUGCUGCUCUGGCUUCAGCUCUGAGAUCAAACCCCUCACACCUGAGAUAUCUGAAUCUCUCUGGCAAUAAACUAGGAGCUUCUGGUGUGAAUCUGCUCUCUGCUGUACUGAAGAAUUGUAAACUGGAGAAACUAGAGUUGAUUGACUGUGGAAUCACAGAUGAAGGUUGUGCUGCUCUGACUUCAGCUCUGAGAUCAAACCCCUCACACCUGAGAGAACUGGAUCUGACUGGGAAUAAGCUAUCAGAAUCAGAAGUUCUGUUGAUCUAUAAUAUGAGGGCUGAUCGAAUGUAUAGAUUGGAGAAAUUAUAUUAUUGACUCUCAGAAUUUAGACUUCAAUCCACUUUCCUCAGGAUCUGCUGAUGGUGAAUAAGGAGCCACUGCAGAGACACACAGUCACACAUUCAACAGAGACUCAAGACACAGGGCAAAUUCCAAAAAGCAUUUCUGCACGCUUGAAGGGCACUUUGUGAAGGAGACGUCAUUUGUAGGGAUGUUCCAACAAAACUGAACACCUGAAUUCUUUGACAAAUGGCCCUUCCACAAGUUUGUUAGCGAAAGGGUGCAUGUAGUGAUCACUUCAUGGAAGUAAAUUUCUCAUUUAUGGUCAUUCAUUUUAAAGCUAGAUAUUGCUGGAGAGUUAGUUACAGCAGAAAAAUUCAAGUUGUUUUGUUUUGUUUUGUUGUGAUGUACAGUAUGCAUUUCAAGUUUGAAUCAUUUUCAUAGGUAAGAAAGGUUAACACUAGUUACGUUACCUGUGUUUGGUAAAUGUGACUGUACUUGCAGGGUUCAAAGAAGAGAUGACAAGUUUUUUAAAAACUUGAUUAUAAAAUGUAUAUUUAUUUGUAAUGCAUUAACAGCAGUAAUAAGAAAUUCCCAUUGUGGCUGCUUGUAGAUGGUGUAAUACUCAAUAUACACUGCAAACAAGUAAUGCAAUUUGACUAAACUAAAACACUACACUUUUAAUCAACAACCCAUAGUGUGAAUAAGAGAUUUAUGGUGUAAUACAAAUGCAGCCUUGUUUAUUAUAACUGU